CAACAUGACAAACUUCACCUUCCUGCUCCUCUUACUCUGGACCCUCAGUCGUGUCCGUUUGUCACUCUGUCGGUUUCACUCAGUGACGGUUCAGGCUGGAGGACGCGUCACUCUGUCGUGCACCAACCUCAGCAACCAUCCCUCUCACGUCUCGUGGUCCAAGCUGGCCGACGGCGGCAUCGUCGGCUGCAUCUUGUCUAUGACCAGCUCCGAAUCCAGAGCUGUGCCGUGUGAUGGAGGUCAAGGUAACAAGUACAACAUGACAUCGAACGGGACAAACGUCUUCCUGCACGUCCAGGAAGUGAAUUUACUAGAUGCUGGAGUUUAUAUCUGCGGGUUACCCACUGACGAGUUUACAGGAAUCUUCGGCGUAACUUAUUUACAAGUUGAAGGCGACUCAAACUGCGUGUCUCACAAUCUGUCUCACAAUCUGUCCAUUUUGAUCCUGGGAAGCGUUGUUGUUUUUCUUCUAGUGGUCAUCUUUGGUUUAAUUCUCAAAAUCACCACCUCUCACACCGGUCAAACUAGCAGACAGAGUCGACAACAACAAGAGAACUUGAACUCGGAGGCUGUAAGCUACUCAGCGCUGGAUUUCAGAUCCAAAGCAAAUGGUGACAGGAGGCCGACUGCAGACAGAGAGACGGAUCCACAUGUGAUCUAUUCUGCCACCAGAUAA
Molecule: messenger RNA, 676 nt
Organism: Gambusia affinis (western mosquitofish)
Lineage: Eukaryota; Metazoa; Chordata; Actinopteri; Cyprinodontiformes; Poeciliidae
Exons: 5
Coding region: 5-676 (223 amino acids)
Biological process (GO): response to bacterium
Source: RefSeq, a predicted model, not a curated record